AGCGCAGCGACUGAGCGUGGUCGCCUCCACCCAUGGUCCAACCUACCUCUGGGUCGACGACGCUGCAGCUGGCUACGUGCUUCGGCGCAUUGUCGAUCGUCCGCGUCCGGGUAUGGCGACAGUGCUUGGUGACGGCGAGAUGCUGGAAGACGUGCCUGUCCCGGAUGCCAUGGCGCUAGUCACGGACGCCAGUCUACGGCGCAACGUCGACGACCUCGCUACGCUCGCAGCGUACGAUACCGAGCCCACUGUGCUGCACAUGCUUCAGAAGCGCUUUCUCGAGGGGCGACUGCACACGUGGGUGGGCUCGUCGGCGGGGAUGCUCGUGGCGCUGCAUGCCUUUGGUGCGCCACCGACGCCACCAUCGAGUACAAACGCUUCUGGGAUCGCGCCCAGUCUUGGGGCCAUGGCGCAGGCGGCGCUCGAUGCGCUCCUUCAGGACGGCCGAAACCAGGUGAUUAUUGUCAGUGGUGAGAGCGGCGCUGGCAAGACGGCAGCCGCGACACACCUUCUCACCGCACUCACCGAACAGAACGGGUCUGGCGUGCUUGGCGCGCAUUCGGCACUGACGGCAUUUGGGCAUGCCAAGACGCCUCGCAAUGGCAGCAGCAGUCGCUUUUCCAAACUCGUGACCUUGCACGUGGACGCGUCGACGCGCUCGGUGGUCGGCGCGUCGAUCAGGUGCUACCUCUUGGAGAAGGCGCGUGUCGUGCGCCAGGCUAAUGGCGAGAGCAACUAUCUCAUUUUCUACCAGCUUCUCUGCUCCCAGCGUGCGGCAGACUAUGGCCUCGCGCCCUUUGGCCUUGGCGAGUACGCGUACUUGACCGAUUCCGAGGGCUGCUCCGACGCAACAGCGAUGGGAGGGCUGGACGCAACUCUCGAUGCGUUGCGCGCUGUGGGUAUUCUCGACGUCGACUGGCUCCUCGGCGUCGUGGCUGCCAUCCUCCACCUGGGCAACCUCGUCUUUAUCUCGGACAAGGAGACAGGCUCCAAGGUGGCCAACACUGCCGCGCUGGUUGCUGCUGCAACGCUCUUGCGUGUGCCUGCCGAUGCGCUGCGUGACGCGCUCUGUGUCACCGUGCUCACGAUUGGCAGCAAGCUCGAGCGGCAACACAUGCCGCAUGGUCCCGAGCGCGCGGCAUCCGUGGCCGCUGCGAUGGCCAAGGCGCUCUACGUGCGUCUCUUCGAGUACAUUACUAUGCGCAGCAACGCGUCGAGUGGUGCGCCGUCUGACGCGCUGCGCGUGAGCGUUCUCGAUGUCGUUGGCUUCGAGUCGCUUUCCGUGAACG
Saprolegnia parasitica CBS 223.65 is the source of this 1289-nucleotide messenger RNA. RefSeq lists its product as hypothetical. Lineage: Eukaryota; Oomycota; Saprolegniomycetes; Saprolegniales; Saprolegniaceae. The transcript is spliced from 6 exons. The record is from RefSeq and is a predicted model, not a curated record. Gene Ontology annotation, biological process: actin filament organization; vesicle transport along actin filament. Gene Ontology annotation, molecular function: ATP binding; actin filament binding; microfilament motor activity. The annotation marks the transcript as partial. Gene Ontology annotation, cellular component: actin cytoskeleton; cytoplasm; vesicle.